GCCCACAUCCGCCACACUCCGAGACCUUUGCGACGAUACAAAAAAGCCUACACCCCCCGAGGCACGUCGAUUGCACCCCUAGCCACUUCCUCAACGAGCGUGAACGGCGCACCGAUAUCGCCGCCAUGGGGCUCUCCAAAUCCACGCGGAUCAUGAUCCUCUUGGGCAUCGACACUGCCUUUUUCUUUGUAGAGUUGAUUGCGGGAUAUGCAGUGCAUUCCCUGGCUCUUGUAGCCGACUCGUUCCACAUGUUAAACGAUGUCAUAUCACUUCUCGUCGGACUGUGGGCAGUCAAAGUUGCUAGCCAGAAAACCAACUCGAAGACAUACACAUAUGGAUGGCAACGCGCCGAAACCCUAGGUGCCCUGAUUAACGGCGUCUUCCUCGUCGCGCUAUGCCUUUCCAUCUUCCUUGAAGCAAUUCAGCGCUUCGUCGAACCCCAAGAUGUCUCGCAUCCCAUGAUUAUCCUCAUUGUCGGUUCCUGCGGUCUCCUUUCCAAUAUUGUCGGCCUCUUUCUCUUCCAUGACCACGGCCACGGUCACGGCGGCCAUUCACACUCGCACGACGAACACUCACACGCGGAGGAGGGACACUCUCACGGCGCGCAUUCUCACGAUGACCACGACCAUGACCAUGUUGUUGCGGACGAGAGCAGUAACAUCGCCGUCUCUGUGUCUGUAAAGAAGAACAAGCGUCACAGCCGAUCCCAGUCGCGCAACUAUGCCACCCUGGACGAAAUCUAUGUACACCCCUCAUCUUUCAGAAAUAGCAUCAUUGAGUCGUCUCGCCUUCGCGACGAAGAGGCUGAUGACGAAGAAGACAAUGUGGAAGCAGAGGAAGAGCCGACUGAGCGUACUUCGUUGCUUUCCAAGUCUAAGAGAAAUGGGACACACGGUCACUCACACUCAAACGGAAAAUCCAAGGAGAACCAACACAAGGACCACAAGCACACCAAGCCCAAACAGCAGUCUUCUGGCGGCGGCCAUGGCCACUCUCACGCUGAUCUCAACAUGCGCGGUGUCUUCCUGCACGUCAUGGGCGAUGCUCUGGGCAACAUUGGUGUCAUUGCUACUGCCCUGUUCAUCUGGCUUACCGACUUCUCAUGGAGGAUGUAUGCUGAUCCUGCCGUCUCUCUGCUCAUCACCGUGAUCAUCCUUCUCUCUGCCCUGCCCCUCUGCAAGGCCGCGUCCCGCAUCCUGCUCCAGGCUGUUCCUGAGAACAUGUCUAUUGAUGACAUCACCGACGACAUCAGCGAUCUCGACGGUAUCGUCUCUUGUCAUCACUUGCACGUUUGGCAGCUUUCUGAUACCAAGCUCGUUGCCUCUCUCCAUGUCCAGGUUGACUUUGACUUCAAGGGCCAGGGCUCUGCACGCUACAUGGAACUUGCGCGUCAAAUCCGCGAGUGCCUACAUGAAUAUGGUAUCCACUCAUCGACCAUCCAACCGGAGUUCUGUCUCAAUUCCAGCCACGACCACUCGGCGCAUGGCUCAGACGAUAGCGGCGCGGAGGAUGCUGGUCGCAGCAGCAGGAACCCGAGUGUGAGAGGCGGACCUGAUGCUUGUCUGCUGGAAUGUCCCGAGACAUGUGGAGGAGGAAAGCAGUGCUGUGACCCUGGUACUACCGGACCCAACGGUUGCUCAUAGACAUAUUGUGUCAUUUCUUUUUCUGCAUUUCCUUUGUAUCGCACGCCUGGGCACUGUCUGUAUUAUAGGGUUUGCGUGUCUGGUAGCUCAGGUUUUUCUUUGCGUUAUCGAUGUUGCUUCAUUCUGGUGAGCUGCUUUUCCCAACAAAAGCGUGCAUGAGAUUGUUGUGGAUGACCGAGGGGGCGUUUUAGUAUCGGCUUUUACGUGACGAGGAAAGUGGCAGGCACUGUAUGAAUAGUCCAAGAGAGUAAUGAGCCGAAGCGGUUUUUUGCCUCGAGCCUCCCA
Messenger RNA from Bipolaris sorokiniana ND90Pr, 1928 nucleotides. RefSeq lists its product as uncharacterized. The record is from RefSeq and is a predicted model, not a curated record. Gene Ontology annotation, molecular function: zinc ion transmembrane transporter activity. The coding region runs from base 126 to 1643 and encodes 505 amino acids. The transcript is spliced from 3 exons. Gene Ontology annotation, cellular component: membrane. Lineage: Eukaryota; Fungi; Ascomycota; Dothideomycetes; Pleosporales; Pleosporaceae. Gene Ontology annotation, biological process: zinc ion transmembrane transport; intracellular zinc ion homeostasis.